CCCGCUCGCCGUCAGCCGCGGGCGGAGGGGGCGCGGCCCGGAGCCCCCGCGGUCGGCGCUGUGCCCGGGGGCGCACACCUGUCCCAGCAUGAAGGUGACUGUGUGCUUCGGCAGGACGGGCAUCGUGGUGCCCUGCAAGGAGGGCCAGCUGCGCGUCCGGGAGCUCACGCAGCAGGCGCUGCAGCGGUACCUGAAGACCCGGGAGCAGGAUCCUGGCUACUGGGUGAAGAUUCAUCACUUAGAAUACACAGAUGGAGGGAUCCUGGAUCCAGAUGAUGUUUUGGCAGAUGUUGUGGAAGACAAAGAUAAGCUGAUUGCUGUGUUUGAUGAACAAGAACCACUCCACAAGAUGGAGAGCCCCAGUGGAAACUCUGCAGGUCGGCAGAGCCCAGAUGCCUUUGAGACGGAAGUGGCUGCCCAGUUGGCUGCAUUUAAACCAAUUGGUGGGGAAAUUGAAGUAACCCCUUCUGCUCUGAAAUUAGGCACUCCACUGCUGGUGAGGAGAAGCAGUGACCCAGCGCCAGGCCCACCUGCUGAUGCCCAGCCAAGUGCUUCACACCCCAGUGGCCAGAGUCUGAAACCUGUUAUUCUAGAUUCCACACAGAACUUAGAAGAUGGAGAAGUUAUGAAUGGUGUACAGCCAGAGCCACCGACAUCGCCGAAAACCAAGGAUGCACUGAGUGAUAUGACAAAAACAGUGGAGAUUUCUGGGGAAGGAGGCCCCUUAGGAAUACAUGUAGUACCCUUCUUUUCAUCUCUGAGUGGAAGGAUCCUAGGACUCUUCAUCCGCGGCAUUGAAGAAAACAGCAGGUCCAAGCGGGAGGGACUGUUUCAUGAAAAUGAAUGUAUCGUAAAAAUCAACAAUGUGGACCUCGUAGACAAAACUUUUGCUCAGGCUCAAGAUGUCUUUCGUCAGGCGAUGAAAUCUCCAAAUGUGCUCCUCCAUGUGCUUCUACCGCAAAACCGUGAACAGUAUGAAAAAUCAGUCAUUGGGCCACUUAACAUUUUUGGUAACAAUGAUGGCGUUUUGAGAACAAAGCUGCCGCCUCCGGUCCAUGGAAUAUCAGCAACAAAAACUGUAAAUCUCACAGGAACAGGUAGUCCUGAAGAGGAUGCAUUGACUUCUUUGCAACAAAGCAAGAGCCCCCGAGUACCAAGACAGGGUAGGAAGCCAUCCUCUCCUUCACUCUCCCCUCUCAUGGGAUUUGGCAGCAAGAAAAAUGCAAAGAAAAUUAAGAUUGACCUAAAGAAAGGCCCUGAAGGACUGGGUUUCACAGUUGUCACCAGAGACUCUUCCAUACACGGGCCUGGUCCCAUUUUUGUAAAAAACAUUUUACCAAAGGGAGCAGCAAUAAAAGAUGGCCGCCUGCAAUCAGGGGACCGAAUUUUGGAGGUAAAUGGCAGAGAUGUCACGGGGCGAACUCAGGAAGAGCUCGUGGCCAUGCUGAGGAGCACCAAGCAAGGAGAGACAGCAUCACUGGUCAUCGCCCGUCAAGAAGGAACUUUUCUUCCCCGAGAGCUGAAAGGAGAACCUGACUGCUAUGCACUCUCCUUGGAAACAACCGAGCAACUCACAUUCGAGAUCCCCCUGAAUGACUCAGGUUCUGCUGGUCUUGGUGUGAGCUUAAAAGGGAACAAGUCUCGAGAAUCUGGAACAGACUUGGGAAUCUUUAUCAAAUCCAUCAUCCACGGAGGUGCUGCUUUUAAGGAUGGUCGUCUACGGAUGAAUGACCAGCUGAUUGCUGUUAAUGGGGAAUCUCUUUUGGGAAAGUCCAACCAUGAAGCUAUGGAGACACUGAGGCGAUCAAUGUCCAUGGAAGGAAACAUUCGAGGGAUGAUCCAAUUGGUGAUUCUGCGGAGACCAGAGAGACCACUGGAGGAGCCUACAGAGUGUGGGACAUUUUCUAAGCCAUGCUUUGAGAAUUUGUCUCAAACCACAAUAGCCACCUCCAGGAGAAAUGAUCAUAGCUCAUUGCAUCCAUUUGGUGCUUACAGUUCACAAGACAAACAGAAAGAGCUAUUGCUUCCCAGUGACGGAUGGGCCGAGAGUGAGGUCCCACCUUCUCCACCACCACAUCCCAUUCUGGAAUUGGGCACUGAAGAUUACAGCCACAGCUCUGGGGUGGAUUCGGCAGUAUAUUUUCCAGAUCAGCACAUCCACUUCAGAUCUGUGACACCGGCCAGGCAGCCCGAAUCAAUGAAUCUGAAAGCCUCAAAGAGCAUGGACCUUGAAUCUCCAAGCAAAGAUUUCGGUCCAACUCUGGGUUUGAAAAAGUCCAGUUCCUUGGAGAGCCUCCAGACUGCGGUGGCUGAGGUUAGGAAGAACGAGCUGCCCUUCCACCGGCCCCGACCGCACAUGGUUCGAGGCCGGGGCUGCAACGAGAGUUUCCGAGCAGCCAUCGACAAGUCCUACGACGGGCCGGAAGAGCUAGAAGCUGACGGUCUGUCUGAUAAGAGCUCCGUCUCGGGCCAGGGAGCUCGGCACUGCGAGUCUGCCCCUCCGGGGAGCUGCGAGCAGGAGGACGUGGCAAGUAAAGCCAGCAAAAUCAAAAAACCAAAAGAGAAGGAGAAGAAGAAGAAGGAGAAGAGCAAAUUGAAAGCCAAGGAGAAAAAGCUGAAAGAGGACAAUGAAGACCCAGAGAGGAAAAUCAAGAAAAAAGGAUUCGGUGCUAUGCUGAGAUUUGGAAAGAAGAAAGAUGACAGGGGUGGCAAGGCUGAGCAGAAGGGUACUCUGAAGCAUGGCGGCCUGAGGGAAGAAGAGCUGGAAAAAAUGAAAGAAGAACGUGAAAGGAUUGGAGCAAAACAUCAGGAACUAAGGGAAAAGCAGGCGAGAGGUCUCAUUGAUUAUGCUACUGGUGCAAUUGGAUCACUGCACGAUAUGGAUGAUGAUGAAAUGGACCCCAACUAUGCCAGAGUGAACCACUUCCGGGAACCAUGUGCCUCCCCAAGUGUCUAUAGGUCACCAUCUCCACCUCGGGCUGGACCACUGGCUUACCAUCGGGAUGGCCGUCCACUGUCUCCAGAGAGGGACCACUUAGAGGGUCUCUAUGCCAAGGUCAACAAACCAUAUCAUCCACCAGUCCCAGUUGACAGUGGCCGUCCUACAAAUGGAAGCACUGACCGCAUCCAGAAGUUACGAAAAGAAUAUUAUCAGGCCCGGAGGGAAGGAUUCACCUUAUAUGAAGACGAUGAGGGAAGAGCAAGACUAGAUUAUGACCUCCACUGGGUGUCUGGAAAGGGUCCAGAUGGGACUGCACACAAUGUCCGCUUUGAGGGGAUGGAGAGACAGUACGCAUCCUUACCCAGGGGAGGACCAGCCGAUCCUAUAGACUAUCUGACGGCAGCACCUCGAGGGCUCUACAAGGAAAGGGAGCUUCCAUAUUACCCUGGGGCUCAUCCCGUGCACCCUCCCAAAGGGAGCUACCUCCGUCCCCCGGAUCUGAGGGUUGCAGACCUCCGGUAUCCUCAGUAUUACCCUCCUCCGCCAGCCCCCCAGCCUAAAGGACCCUUCCGACAAGAUGUUCCACCUUCCCCUCCUCAGCACCACAGAGUGGCCUACCAGGAAAUGGGUAGACCAGGGCCCCGAGGGGGCAGCCCAGACCAGUACCCCUACCGCGCCCAGGAUCCCAGGCAGAAGAACCCCAUGACUGCAGCCGUGUAGCUGAAUACCACCGAGCUCAGCCCAGCCCAGAAGGGCGACAUCUGACAUCACCUUCGCCCUCCCUAGACUCUUAAGGCCUUCCUCCUGUCCAGAAGUCUCCAUGGUACAGAUAGGUUUUGCUCACCGAGGUUGCAACACUUGACUGCUGACCAGAGGGGAAAAGGAGAGGACAGGAGGGUGGGAGAGAAAGGACAGGAGUCACAAAGACAGCACUGCCUGGGAUUUGAAAUAUGUUUAGAAUCUCUCAGUUGAGGGCAAGUGGCAGUUGAGCAGGCAAAUACCAAUGGAGACAUAGCACACGGGGCCUCCCUGGCGUACAUGAGCCGCACAGAAUGGGCAACACGGAGGCAGUCUCAGAGGCUCAGCCUCAGCCCCCUUAUUAAAGUUAAGUCUGAAGCGUGGCUGCAAAUAUGGGCGUCUUCAAUGAGGAGGGUUUUUUUUUUUUUCAUUGAGAAAACAAAAUAACAGCAAACAUGACUUGUGAUCUCCUUGAAAUGUUUAUACCCAGAGGAAGACUGCAUUUCUCUCUUUGCAGAAUUUCCCAGGCUCCCAGUACCACUUGUUUGGUUAUGAGUAUCUUAGAUUUCCUUGCUUUUUAUAUUUAAAAGAAAAUCAGAUAUGAAUGCAGUAUUAGUGUCCUGGGAGAAUGUGCAAAACUAGUCAGAGCUUCCAGAAGGAAUAUAUUCUGAGGGCCAGGUUGAGAGGGCCAAAACUCCCGUGGUCCUCCUCCCCAAGUUCCAGGCAUGAUAACACAGAGAUAUCCAACUUCAUAAUCCUCCCCAAAUCUCCUGCCUGUAAUUACUGUAACUGGAGCCUCUACUUUAAGGCUCCCACUUGAGGGCUAAAAUGUAAUUGGGAAAGAGAGGGCCCCACUGGUUAGGUCGCACAGGAAGUGAUGCCCUGGAGAUGUCAAUUCAUUGCACAAUCAGUGCCAAAUAGUGCCAUCUGCACCUGGGGACAGGGAAGGGCUGAUGUGGCCAUUGGGCGUGAUAACCAGGAGGUAGUAGAUGGCAGUGACUGUGUGUGUGUGUAUGUGUGUGUGUGUGUGUGAAGGCACGUGAGUUACCAGUAUGGAGAAUGUGAGAUAAAAAUGCUUCCUGAAAAGUUUGAUGAGGAAGGAAAUAAAAAGGAAAAAAAAUCAGAAGGGAAAGGAAAAGAGUUAUAAAAUGUGAUCAUGAUCUGUCUGCUGUAUUUCAGUAACAAAAAUCAGGGCAUCUCCAAUUGGGAAUAGAAAGUCUUAACGGCUCUGAAAAGCUGACACCCCACCCUCCAAAACCCAUCACAUCCCCUUUGAGUUUUGCAGGGAUUUUCUACUUACUCCAGUAGGACUUCUGACACUUCCAACCUGACCCAAGUGAGGACACAACAAAAGCCUGAGACGCAGCAAAACUCAGGAGCAGCAGCGUGAAUUGUUCACAGUGACGCUCAAGAGACUUUAAGUCUCUGCCACUCCUUCUCCAUUCCCUCCAAAAAAAAAAGUCUUAAGUUCAAUUUAGACACAUUUUGCCUGAGAUUAGAAUACCUCUGACUGACAGGGUUUAAUAAAUUAUAAUAUUAUUGAAUAUAUGGAAUAUCCAAUCCCAUUUAGUCUUUUUAGUUUUUUAAUUUAAAAUAAGAGUUCUGUUUCCAGGAAUGAAGCAGCCGCUGGUUGUAGACAUAAACAGUGUCAUUUACUGGACUUUCAGAGGUAUCAUUUUCUAAACCACGGUUUACUGAUGGCCAUCUUAAAAAUAGACUGUCAAGCUGGUUUGGGCCACCUGCCACUUCUCUCAAGCUGGCACCCGACCCCGUUUGCAGUCCGUGUGAGGACACGGAGGGUCUCGAGCCCUGGACACCUAGAGGUCACGUCCAGGUGAGCUGCAGGGCUUCUCCACCAGCAUGCUGAAGGACAUUUUCCCCUCAAACUAAAUGAACUUCCAGGAAGAAAAUGACAAAGCGAGGGCCGUGCAACGUGUUUAGGAGCACUAAAAAUCAGCUCUUCAGUGGGUCUCAUAGUUUAACCAGAUUUCUCUAGGCUGUUGAACGUAGCGGAGCCAGAAGUCUCCUUCUGGGUCAAGGCCAAGGCUGCACGAGGGGCAGCCAGAGGCGGUAGGAGAAGCUGAGAUUUGGUGCAUACUGGAGGCACAGCCCUCGUUGGAAGCAUGCCCAUGUUUUCACCACGUCGCCACCUUGGGAGCACCGUACCUCCAGCUUACGGGCUCAGGACAUGCUGCUCCAAACAUGGUUUUGUGUUGUCUACACAGUCAAUAGAACACUGGCUAAUCCCGAGGGGGCAGCCAGAGAUGCAAAGGUACUAUUAACAUAGGCCAAAAAUAGAGCAGUUUCCUUUUCUUGCUUGAAGUGUAACACGUGCCCUAUUUGACCCUGCCCCGAAGAAGCUAACGUGUGUGGUGUGACAGAGGCUCUGCAAGCCAAGCCACAAUUAAGAACAGCUCGAAUGUAAGCUCUAUAAAUGCCCGUGUACCAACCCGCCACUUGUCACCGCAGAGCUCUUUCCCAGUAUCUAAGAGAACAUGUUGUUUAGAGUAUUCAGAAGACCAGGCUGUAAUCAGUAGGUGCCCAGUAGCAGGAAAUAGCCCCCGGUUUGUUUUUGGCCCUGGAAAGACUCAAUCAGGUGUCUGCUGGCUGCUCCGAAUACUCCUAACCCCUCAGGGACAGAGUGGCACGGUGAGCGGCAAACCCACCAACACACACCCACCUGCUCCCCAUCUGACUGCUGGGUUGCUGAGGCCUCGAAAUGAUGUUUGGGCCUCCAGUCACUAGCUAUUUUAAGGAGCUCUGUUUUAUCCCUUUCUGCAGGAGGAGAGAGAGGAAAGGGAGCAGAUCGUUGAAAACUUUGAGGUGCAGGAGCAUUCAGUCCUCUGUCAGGGAAAGAAACGCUGCAUCUCACUAACCCCUUGUGCCAUCAGACUGUGGCAGUGUCACUCUGGGUUGAAAAUUGCUUCCCCACAAUAUCAAAGCAGUGGAUGAAAGGCAAUCUCAAAGACAGGAGCAUCUUCUUAAGUCAUAAUUGAGUAACAAACAAAAAUUGGAAAAUGAAAUUACCAUGAAGCUCGUUAUUCUUAGAUUUAUAGGUCAACGUGCAUUGACCUCCACGGGACGGCGUGGAGCAAAGAUUUUAUAGUCAAGAGUGGGGUAGACCCACUGUCACCCCAUGAAGCCAACUGUGCCUGCUGCUCGAUAAAGGAGGUUUGUGGCUUCGUUGUAGCUUUAUUUGUGCCACCAACUAGAUAAAAUUACAACAUGAUUCAUUAUUCCCUUUAAAGAUUUGUGACCUUGUUGAGCUGUCUUCAGAAAAAAAUGCACCUGACAACUUCAGAAGUUGUCAUGCCUAAAGUCUAAAUACAUAAGGAUCCAGCCUUUAAAAAGCAUUUGUUCCCCCUAACCUAUAACCCCAGCAUCUGCUUUCUUUGGAGAAACAUCUUAGCCUUUCAGGGGGAUAGAUCUGCAGAGUUUGGAUAGGAAUGUGUGUCUAUAAAAUUCCCAUAGGCAUUGAACUCAGAAAAUCCACAAUGAACCGCCUUCAAAAUUGGUGCUAAAUUGGGUAGACACCCUACUGCUUUCUGAGUCCAGGAGCAACAAAAAGUCCAGAUUUAGUGCAAUUAGGUGGGAGGGAGUUGGAUCCAGAAACAGCCACAGGAGUCUUUCUCUGCACACCCAGUUCUCAACCGACUUAGUUGGAAAGGAUGCCACAAUGAGACCAGAAAGAGGAGUCUCCAUAAAGUAUCCCUACAAAGUCACCUCUCUGGAAAAAAAAAAAAAAAAAAAAGAGAAUAAAAGGUAGAUAUCUAAAAUAAGCCUAGAAUCUCAUAUGCAGCUACUACUUCUAAGGGAAACUCUCUUCUCCCUCAUGUCCUUAAAUAGUAAUAGAAUCACACAGCGCCUGACUUUUAAAGAUGGGCUUAACUCCCCAGCCUGGAGUGCCGAGUGAACUAACCCCAAAGACUGGCUCCUGACUCAGCUCUGAGAGAGUGUGCUCUUCCCUCUGUGCUGACAGCCGCGCUGUUUACUACUGGAACAUAAAAACAAGCCCUACUGUUUAUACAGUCACUUCUCCUAGUGUUUUCCUGUGCUUUUAUGACACCAAGUCUGUUCAUAAGUUCUGAAGAUAAAUUAUGUGAGAUCCUAUUUUGGCAUAUGGGGGUGGAGAAUGAAUUCUUUACAGACUUUUUAGGAUGAUCCCAUUUGUACCACAGAAAACAUUUUGGAUGUUGUUAUAUAUGAAUAUAUAAAUUUUUCUUGUUUUAUUUUGCAUUAAAAUAAAGCUUUAUUCAGUCAGUAAGACA
Messenger RNA from Canis lupus familiaris (dog), 7947 nucleotides. It is a transcript of the gene PARD3B, whose product is annotated as par-3 family cell polarity regulator beta. Gene Ontology annotation, cellular component: adherens junction; apical plasma membrane; apical junction complex. Gene Ontology annotation, molecular function: phosphatidylinositol binding; protein binding. The record is from RefSeq and is a predicted model, not a curated record. NCBI's taxonomy places the organism in Eukaryota, Metazoa, Chordata, Mammalia, Carnivora, Canidae. The transcript is spliced from 22 exons. Bases 89 to 3661 code for a protein of 1190 amino acids. Gene Ontology annotation, biological process: establishment or maintenance of epithelial cell apical/basal polarity; intracellular protein localization; microtubule cytoskeleton organization.